Conger conger (European conger) is the source of this 1590-nucleotide messenger RNA. RefSeq names its product mesoderm induction early response 1, family member 3 b (gene mier3b). Lineage: Eukaryota; Metazoa; Chordata; Actinopteri; Anguilliformes; Congridae. The coding region runs from base 76 to 1590 and encodes 504 amino acids. The transcript is spliced from 12 exons. Gene Ontology annotation, biological process: negative regulation of transcription by RNA polymerase II. The record is from RefSeq and is a predicted model, not a curated record. Gene Ontology annotation, molecular function: histone deacetylase binding; transcription corepressor activity. Gene Ontology annotation, cellular component: nucleoplasm.
CAGGCUUCCUUUGGAAGUUCGAGUCCAGUCGGCUCUUUGUCUUCGGAAGAUCACGACUUCGAUCCUUCGGCAGAGAUGCUGGUGCACGAAUACGACGAUGAGCAGACUCUGGAGGAUGAAGAGAUUCAGGAUGGAGAGAAGAACUUUGGUGCAGAAAUCGCUGACUUGGAGAAGGAAGGUAACAUGCCUUUGGAGGAGCUGUUGGCGAUUUACCGCUACGAGGCGUCGGUCAGCACCGCGGCCGCGUCCAGUAUGGACGAGUCAUCAGGGGAACUGCCCGACGAGCUGCCCGACAUGACCUUAGACAAGGAGGAAAUAGCGAAAGACUUGCUCUCAGGAGACUACGAGGAAGAGGCACAGUCUUCGGCAGAUGACCUCACCCCCUCUGUCACGUCCCACGAGGCCACUGACUUCUUCCCUCGCACCCUCAGAUCCAGCACUAUUUACGACGGGGACAAGGAGUCUGAAGGGGAAGAGGAUGGGGUGAGCCCGGAAGAUUCCAGAAAGGAGAUAAUGGUGGGGUCUCAGUACCAGGCUGAAGUUCCAACUCACAUCUGUCACUACGGCGAUAAUGAAAAGGUGUAUGAGGAUGAAGACCAGUUGCUGUGGAAGCCUGGCGUUUUGGCAGAAGGUAAAGUGCGGGACUUCCUGUGGGAGGCCACACUGAGGCCAGAGGGGAAGAGCACUGGUGCCACAGCGGGAGUACACGUACGGGACCACGAGCAGGCGCUGUACGAGCUCAUGAAGUCUAACUACAAUACCCACGAUGCACUUGAAAGAUAUCGCAGCAACGCUAAGUCUUCAAAGGAAGAGAGGCUUCCUUGGACCGAGGAAGAGUGCCGAAACUUUGAGCACGCACUCCAGAUCUACGACAAAAACUUUCACCUCAUACAGAAACACAAGGUGCGAACCCGCUCUGUGGCCGAGUGCGUGGCCUUCUACUACAUGUGGAAGAAGUCGGAGCGCUUCGACUACUUCGUGCAGCAGACCCGGUUUGGGAAGAAGAAGUACAGCUGCUACCCCGGAGUGACGGACUUGAUGGACAGGCUGGUGGACGAGGCAGAAGGCCUGGCUGUGGAUGGGGCGGGGUCAGUGUGCCCGGGCGGGGUUGGGGGUCGGAUGGAACCCAGCGCAGACCAGCAGCUCAGCUUACUGAACUCCAUCACCGCCAGCGACCUCACUGCUCUGAGCAGCGGCGUGGCCACGGUGUGUAGCCCUGGUGAUGCCUUCGGAUACGCCCCGCUGGAGAGCUUACACCACCAGGGGGCGCUGGGCCGGGAGGAGUCUCUGGGCUUCGCCCCCAACGGCGACGGCAACUGCCUAAACAUGCUGGACGCCGGCUUCUACCACGCGGACCCGCGGGGGGGCAAGGCCCGCGAGCGGCCUCCCCCGCGCAGACUGAAGAUGGGCCUGUCCGAGCCCUUCGCCAACGACGUGUCGGUCACGGACCUGGGCGUGGACUUCCAGCCCCGCGGCCACGCCCACCGCCUGGCCGGCACCAAAAUGGCGGUCUCCGUCUCGGACUUCGGCAGCGAGGCCAACGGCUUCCGCUCCUUACACCAGCAGCACGCCGCCCUGCAGGCCGAGUGA